Messenger RNA from Drosophila gunungcola (fruit fly), 1320 nucleotides. RefSeq names its product transcription factor Ouib. The record is from RefSeq and is a predicted model, not a curated record. Gene Ontology annotation, biological process: regulation of transcription by RNA polymerase II. The transcript is spliced from 4 exons. NCBI's taxonomy places the organism in Eukaryota, Metazoa, Arthropoda, Insecta, Diptera, Drosophilidae. Gene Ontology annotation, molecular function: DNA-binding transcription factor activity, RNA polymerase II-specific; zinc ion binding; RNA polymerase II cis-regulatory region sequence-specific DNA binding. Gene Ontology annotation, cellular component: nucleus. Bases 70 to 1257 code for a protein of 395 amino acids.
UUUAUUUUGGGUGGCUGUCAAUGUUUACAAUUGGAAAUUUACCAAUUUAUUUUAGGAUAACUUGGUAAAAUGCUUCAUAAUGUGUGCCGCGUGUGCGCCAGAAGCACAGAGAACUCGAAAUCGCUUAAACUAUUCAACAAUAGUGCUCGCAAAGUGCUGCAACAAAUCAGCUUGCUCACCGGCGUUCUGCUGCACUGUGAACCCGAUUUACCCGACUGGAUGUGUGAGAUCUGCCAAAGGGAUCUGCAGAGCGCCAUAGCUUUUCGCGAUCGCUGCGUGAGCAGUCAGAAAAUCUUUGAGGAUUCGGUGGCCAAGACCGAGGAAGUUAGCUCCCGUUCCUCAGUUCGUCGUAGUGCCCGCUCCCAAAGACAACGCCAUGAGGAACCCGUUCCGGUCCCGACCCCACCCAGUCCCCUAGAGAUGAUGAUUAAGCUGGAGAACCUGAGCAACGGCGAUGAGGAGGACGAUGGCAUCGAUCACCUGGAUUCCUGCAAUGAGGCCGAUAUGGAGUUGGCUAUUAAAGAGAUGGCCACUUCUUCGGAGAAUGAUGGGCCCGCCUCACCCAUCAGGGUGAAAAGAAUUCUACGUCGUGGAGCCAAUAAAUCCGGGAAAAGUGAAAAGCGAUCCAAAGUACCACUCCCUGUCUUCUUUUGCGAUCAGUGCGGCAACAACAUUACCGGCAAAUCCUCCUUCGAUCGUCACCUGCGGAAGCACAGUGGGAUUAGGCCGUUCCAGUGCGAACUAUGCCCCGCACGUUUCCUUUCCUCCGGUGAGCUGAAAGGCCACCAGGUGAUGCACACCGGGGAUCGCAAUUUCCAAUGCCGCUUCUGUGACCGCACAUAUGUCAACUACAGCGGACGACUGCGUCAUGAGCGGACCCACACAAACGAUCGACCAUUUGUUUGUGCCCAGUGCGGCAAAGGCUUCACCAACUCGUACAUCCUCAAGAAUCACAUGCUCAUCCACACGGGCGAGCGGCUGUUCAGAUGUGAGUUGUGCCACAGGUCCUUUGCGCGACCCACCCACUUGAAGACUCACUACCGCUCCAAUACCCACAAACAUAAUGUGGAGAAAGCGAAGGUGGAGUCGGGUGAGGUUCAGCAGCCAGCGGAGCAGGCUAAACCCGUUCUGGGAACCGAGCCAGAGGCUGUUGCCUUUACGAUAGAAGUGCCUUUGCCGGCGGAGCAGGAGCAGGAUGAUGCAUCUUUGGACCUGGGAGCCCUGGGAACAUCAAAUCUGAUGUAUAGUACAAAUUAGGUCAUUAAUGAACAAUCUCAACCUUAACAAAGCCAAAUAUAGUUUAAACAAGUUUUUAUCUUA